AUGCCGCGGAAGACACCUGACAAUGUUGAUCAGCCGCGGUGGACAGCUCUUCAAUCGCUACAACGAUUGAGUCUUUCUCGUCACACUACCUUUCAAGUUAUGGAGAUUUGUCGACAUUUGAAGAGCCGCUCGAUUAUAUCCUCCCUCUAUCGCCCCCUUUUGCCAGCUAUAGCACCCCUAAGAACUAGGAUAUCCUUCACAGAAACAACGCGUUCUCUGGCUGGCCAAUCAAUCGAAGAACCUUCAGAAUUAUUCGAGUAUACGUCCGGGCGAUGGAUUUGUAAUGACGCCCUGAGACGGUCUGAAAGGAGACGCGUUUUCAACGUAUCCGAACUCAAGCGCCUUGCGGCUGCAUCUGUGAACCAGAACGCAGAAGAUGUCGUUCGUUUUGAAAAACUUGCUGAAGGGGGUUUCAAUCGAACCUUUCUGGUCACGAUGCGUGAUGGCUUUCACGAAGUUGCAACGAUGGAUUUUCUACGCUCGCAUGGUAUACCCGUCCCCAAGGUCUACGGUUACUCUGCCACAUCGGAAAACGCUGCGGGCACUGAAUACGUCUUUAUGGAGCUUGCCCGCGGAACCAACUUGGGCGACAUCUGGUUUGAUAUGUCCGAAAAAGGCCAGGAUCGCCGUCAUUACCAAACUCGUAGAGUUCGAGUCUCGACUAUUUGCUCUUCGAUUUCCGGCAAGUGGGAGUCUGUUGAUCGUGGACCAUACAGAGAUCCAGCAGCGGCUCUUACAGCCGGGGCGAAGAAGGAGAUUGCAUACUUAAAGAAAUUUGGACGACCACUUCACCCUUUUCAACGGCUACGCAGAGAGAUUUACAAUUAUCAAAAGCAAUCGCAUUUAGAGCAUCUGGACAAUCUGGAGAAAUACCUGCGAAUCGCUCCCCACCUCAUACCGAACGACAAUGACACUCUCGCACGUCCGACGAUAAGGCACCCUGACCUCCAACCCAAUAACGUCUUCCGGAACUACGGUGACAGCGUCUCAGAAUCGUUGCAAGCCCCUGAAUUACCGCACCAUUUCGACGAACUGAGUGAAAGAGAGCAAUUCGAGCAAGUCGAGCUCCUCCCCGAUCUGAUCCAGCUGGCCAAGAACUGGUCGAAGAUCACCCAUUCAAAAUCGAGCACAGGCGGCGAUGUGAGGCCUCCUUGCCCGAUCGCUUUCCCAGAAGACGAGGCGAGCGAGUGUUUGCGCAUAAAUGCUGCGCAAGUCGAAGCAGAUGAGCAAUUCGAGGCUUGCAGGGAUGUUAUUGGCGUCGGGCCCGAGGGGUGGGUGCCCUCGGAUCAGUACGAAGAGGCGAAGCGACGCGAAAGGAAGCUGAAAGCCGAUGCGCUCGAUGCAGCAGAGUCGGACGAGGAAAGAGCGAGGAUAUGCGAGCAUUGGAUUUUCGAUGACUUUGAUGAGGAGAAGUAUUUGUAG
Molecule: messenger RNA, 1422 nt
Organism: Rasamsonia emersonii CBS 393.64
Lineage: Eukaryota; Fungi; Ascomycota; Eurotiomycetes; Eurotiales; Trichocomaceae
Exons: 7
Coding region: 1-1422 (473 amino acids)
Cellular component (GO): mitochondrion
Source: RefSeq, a predicted model, not a curated record